AGGGAGGACGGGUUGGAGUCGGGCCGCGUCUAUUCGGCGCGCGUAUGAGCACCGUGCGAACUGCGAGCAGCGUCAAGCCCAUCUCCGCUCGGCCGAGCUUGGCGUCUCGUCUCCCCGCAGAGCACCGACAGAGAGAGGCGCGGAUAUGGAGGACGUCUGCCAUUACACCCGCAGCCCCGCCUGGGAGGAGCUGGAGCCGGAUAAAGGGCCCGGGUCUGCGGCCAGGAUCCAUCCCCAUGUGGUGGGCGCUGUUUCGGUGUCCGGUGCCGCGGACGAGUCGUCUGACAGCGAGGUGGAGCAGGAGGGACCCCAAAAACUCAUCCGGAAAGUGUCCACCUCAGGACAGAUCAGGAGCAAGACGAGCAUAAAGGAAGGAUUGCUGCUGAAACAGACCAGCUCCUUCCAGCGGUGGAAGAAGCGUUACUUCAAGCUCAGAGGCCGAACUCUCUACUACGCCAAAGACGCCAAGUCGGGCAGCACCCUGGCCCGCUGGCAGGAGCGAUCGUUGCGCAGGGCGUCCCGGAGCCGGGUGUGCUGGCGAACUCUGUCAGUGUGCUGGACAGGAGCGCGGCGCUCCCCCCCACCUCUGGGUGCCAGCGGAUCUGAAGAGGGCCUAGUGAGAAUUCGGUCCCUUAUCUUUGACGAGGUGGACCUAUCGGACGCCAGCGUAGCCGAGUCCAGCACUAAGAAUGUCAACAACAGCUUCACGGUGAUCACUCCUUUCCGUAGGCUCAUCCUCUGUGCCGAGAACAGGAAGGAGAUGGAGGACUGGAUCAGCUCGCUCAAGUCCGUCCAGUCCAGAGAACAUUACGAGACGGCUCAGUUUAAUGUGGAACAUUUCUCAGGGAUGCACAACUGGUACGCCUGCUCCCACGCACGGCCCACCUUUUGCAACGUCUGCAAAGACAGCUUGUCCGGGGUCACGUCCCACGGCCUCUCCUGCGAAGUGUGUAAAUUCAAGGCCCACAAACGCUGUGCCGUUCGAGCCACUAACAACUGCAAAUGGACCACGCUGGCCUCCAUAGGCAAGGACAUCAUCGAGGAUGAGGACGGGAUUGCCAUGCCUCACCAGUGGCUGGAGGGCAACCUGCCCGUCAGUGCCAAGUGUGCCGUGUGCGAUAAGACGUGCGGCAGCGUGUUGCGGCUGCAGGACUGGCGCUGCCUCUGGUGCAAAGCCAUGGUGCACACAGCCUGCAUGGACUCGUACCCUCGCAAGUGUCCUCUGGGUCAGUGCAAAGUGUCCAUCAUCCCCCCGACGGCGCUCAACAGCAUCGACUCAGACGGCUUCUGGAAGGCCACCUGUCCCCCGUCCUGUGCCAGUCCCCUCCUGGUCUUCGUCAACUCCAAAAGCGGCGACAACCAAGGAGUGAAGUUCCUGCGGCGCUUCAAGCAGCUGCUCAACCCGGCGCAAGUCUUCGACCUGGUCAAUGGCGGCCCGCACCUUGGUCUGCGCCUGUUCCAGAAGUUUGACAACUUCCGAAUCCUGGUGUGUGGCGGGGAUGGCAGCGUAGGCUGGGUGCUGUCGGAGAUCGACAAACUCAACCUACACAAGCAGUGCCAGCUGGGGGUGCUGCCGCUGGGCACGGGUAACGACCUGGCGCGGGUGCUGGGCUGGGGCCCGUCGUGUGAUGACGACACGCAGCUGCCGCAGAUCCUGGAGAAGCUGGAGCGGGCCAGCACCAAAAUGUUGGACCGCUGGAGCAUCAUGACCUACGAGAUCAAGGUGCCGCCCAAGCACAGCUGCCCCGCCACGCCCGAGGGCGCCGACGGCUGCCAGUUUCCUAUUUCCGCUUACGAAGACUCCGUGGCGGCUCAUCUCACAAAGAUCCUCAACUCCGAGCAGCACUCUGUGGUCAUCUCCUCUGCCAAGAUCCUGUGUGAAACGGUGAAGGAUUUUGUGGCCAAAGUGGGGAAAGCCUACGAGAAAAGCCCGGAGAACACGGAGGAGGAGUGUGACAGCAUGUCUCUCAAGUGUGCCGCCCUCAACGAGAAACUGGACUCCCUCCUGCACACCCUCAACACCGAGUGCCGGGUCCUGCUUUCCCUGCCCCACGCCACUCCGCCCAUCGUGGAGGCGGAGCAGGAGGACGAGGAGGAGGAGGAGGCGGCAGACGGCGAGGGCGAGGAGGCCGCCAGCGAGGAGAGCCUGACGGAGCUGAAGGAGAAGCUGGAGGCGGAGGAGACGGAGAAAGGGAACGGUAGCGGCGACGACGGCGGCGGCGCCUUUGCCGUCUUCAGGAGUCGGGAGCAGCUGAUGCUGAGGGCCAACAGUCUGAAGAAAGCGGUGCGGCAGAUCAUAGAGCAGGCGGAGAGAGUGGUGGACGAGCAGAACACCAACAUGGACGACAGCGAGCUGCCGUCGCCGCUGGAGUUCCGCAAGGACAGCGAGGAGGAGAACCGGGACAGCGAGAAGGACGAGGACACCAAGGAGCUGGAGGCUGCCCCGCCCAUGAAGAGCGUGUGUUCCCCCACCGAGAGGAGGGUGAGUCGCAGCACGCAGUCGUACAGUUCCUUCAGCAUCACGCCCUUCACCACCAGCAAGGAGAACCUGCCUGUGCUCAACACGCGCAUCAUAUGUCCUGGACUGCGGGCGGGUCUGGCAGCCUCCAUAGCAGGAAGUUCCAUCAUUAGCAAGAUGCUGCUGGCCAACAUUGACCCCUUUGGUGCCACCCCCUUCAUCGACCCAGACCUGGACUCACUAGAGGGCUACAUGGAGAAAUGCGUGAUGAACAACUACUUUGGUAUCGGUUUGGAUGCUAAGAUCUCCUUGGAGUUCAACAACAAGAGAGAGGAGCACCCGGAAAAAUGCAGGAGUCGCACCAAGAACAUGAUGUGGUACGGCGUUCUGGGAACAAAGGAGCUCCUCCAGAGAACCUACAAGAACCUGGAGCAGAAGGUCCAGCUGGAGUGUGACGGCCAGUACAUCCCCCUGCCCAGCCUGCAGGGCAUCGCCGUCCUGAACAUUCCCAGCUACGCGGGCGGCACCAACUUCUGGGGCGGCACCAAGGAGGACGACAUUUUCUGCGCUCCGUCGUUUGACGAUAAGAUCCUGGAGGUGGUGGCUGUGUUUGGCAGCAUGCAGAUGGCCGUUUCCCGGGUCAUCAAGCUGCAACAUCACCGUAUAGCGCAGUGCCGGACGGUCAAGAUCACCAUCCUGGGCGACGAGGGCGUUCCCAUCCAGGUGGACGGCGAGGCGUGGAUCCAGCCGCCUGGAGUCAUCAAGCUCCAGCACAAGAACAGAGCCCAGAUGCUCACCAGAGACCGGGCCUUCGAGAACACGCUCAAGUCGUGGGAGGACAAGCUGAAGUACGACAAGCCUCCCCUGCGGCCUCACCUCUACUCGCAGCAGUCUGUGGACCUGGCCUCGGAGGAGGAGGCCGCCGUGGUGCAGCUGUGCGCCCGCGCCGCAGAGGAGCUCAUCACCAGGAUAUGCGAGGCCGCUAAGACCAACGGGCUCUUAGAGCAGGAGCUGGCACACGCCGUCAACGCUGCGUCGCACGCCAUCAACAAGACGCACCCCAAGUUCCCUGAGAGUCUGUCCAGGAACACGGCCAUCGAGGUGGCCAGCACCGUCAAGGCUCUGUACAACGAGACUGAGUCGCUUCUGGUGGGUCGCGUCUCUCUGCAACUGGACCCACCGGAGGAGGAGGAGCUGUCCGCCGCGCUGCAGAGUCUGGAGCUGGCACUGGGCAAACUGGGAGAGAUCCAGUGGCUCUACCACAUCCUGCAGCCCAACGACGAGGAGGACCCCUCUCUGGGUUACGGCAAGAGGAACAGUCGCGGCGGCGUCUUUCGCAUAGUGCCCAAGUUCAAGAAGGAGAAGGCGGCCAAGAAGACCAGCCCUCAGUCAGUGGAGAGAUGGGGCACAGAGGAGGUGGGCGUCUGGCUGGAGCAGCUGAGUCUGGGAGAGUACCGGGACACUUUCGUCCGACACGACAUCCAAGGCUCGGAGCUGCUGCACCUGGAGAGGAGGGACCUGAAGGAUUUGGGGAUAUCGAAAGUGGGUCAUAUGAAGAGAAUCCUCCAGGGAACUAAGGACCUGGCCAAGGCCUCCAUGGUUGACCUUUAACCCGGAAGGAAGCUUCCGGAGAUGUGGCGAUCCGCUGCAGUGCCAAAGUAGCGGAGGAAAAGUGCCAGAAGGGAUCCUGUUGUUCAUCACAAGAAGCCAUUUUGCUCCAGCUAACACACACACACACACACACACACACACACACACACACACACACACACACACACACACACACACUAAGAGGUAUGCAAGCAACCACAGUGCAGACAGUAGAUAGCAAAUGAGUAGCAAAAAGCAGGACUCCCAUGUUCCACUUGAUAUUGUGUUUUUAAAGGCGCUUCGGGACGGAACCUUCCGGAAGCUUGUGGUGCUUUAUUCCACGCGACGCUCGCUCCUCUUAAAUAUUCAACAGUGCAUGAUUUUUUUUUUUUAAGAAGUUCUGUUGUGACGUAAACACUUGAGCAAGUUAAGUAUUAAUCCAUGACGAUGCCAUUCGUGACUACUGACACCCAUUUUUAUUUCUAUUUAUUUGGCUGUGCAUGACCACGUGUCAAAGAUGUUGUGUUCUAAGUGCCAGGCCUCCUUGUGUGUGUGUGUGCGCUUUGUAGACGACCACCUUUUCUAGUCAGUGUUGGACCAAACUCUCACUAAUCAUGGUGACUAAUUAGUGUUAGUCAGCAUGUUUCCUCAAAUAGUGGUCUCCUUCCUCAUCACGCUUACAUAUAUGAUGUUUUCACCGAAAAGUGAAAGCAUGCGGGGGCCGUUUUGAUAUUUUUCAUUUUCAAAACCAAUAAAACAUAUGGAUUUCUUUGUAACUUUUAGGGCUCCCCCUCAAGACCCGAAAAGGUCUCAGUUAUAAAAAUUUAAAUAAAUAAAUAAAUGUUUUUAACUAGGGAUGUCCGAUAAUGGUUUUGCCGAUAUCCGAUAUUGUCCAACUCUUUAAUUACCGAUACCGAUAUCAACCGAUAUAUGCAGUCGUGGAAUUAACACAUUAUUAUACCUAAUUUGGACAACCAUGUAUGGUGACGAUAAGGUACUUUUAAAAAAAAUUAUGAAAUAAGAUAACUAAAUUAAAAACAUUUUCUUGAAUAAAAAAGAAAGUAAAACAAUAUAAAAACAGUUACAUAGAAACUAGUAAUGAAUGAAAAUGAGUAAAAUUAACUGUUAAAGGUUGGUACUAUUAGUGGACCAGCAGCACGCACAAUCAUGUGUGCUUACGGACUGUAUCCCUUGCAGACUGUAUUGAUAUAUAUUGAUAUAUAAUGUAGGAACCAGAAUAUUAAUAACAGAAAGAAAUGGGGGAGGGAGGUUUUUUGGGUUGGUGCACUAAUUGUAAGUGUAUCUUGUGUUUUUUAUGUUGAUUUAAUAAAAAAAACCAAAAAAAUUAAUUAAAAAAAACGAUACAGAUAAUAAAAAAACCGAUACCGAUAAUUUCCGAUAUUACAUUUUAACGCAUUUAUCGGCCGAUAAUAUCGGCAGGCCGAUAUUAUCGGACAUCCCUAUUUUUAACUUUAUAUUGACAGAUAGACCUGAAGUGUGUAUAUAUACACACAUACACAUGUAUACAGUAUAGAGUCGAGGUUUCUGUGGUUUAUCCGUUAAAAACAUUGCUCAAUCCCGAGGUAGAGCGGAAUAUACACUACCGUUCAAAAGUCUGGGGUCACCCAAACAAUUUUGUGGAAUAGCCUUCAUUUCUAAGAACAAGAAUAGACUGUCGAGUUUCAGAUGAAAGUUCUCUUUUUCUGGCCAUUUUGAGCGUUUAAUUGACCCCACAAAUGUGAUGCUCCAGAAACUCAAUCUGCUCAAAGGAAGGUCAGUUUUGUAGCUUCUGUAACGAGCUAAACUGUUUUCAGAUGUGUGAACAUGAUUGCACAAGGGUUUUCUAAUCAUCCAUUAGCCUUCUGAGCCAAUGAGCAAACACAUUGUACCAUUAGAACACUGGAAAGAUAGUUGCUGGAAAUGGGCCUCUAUACACCUAUGUAGAUAUUGCACCAAAAAGCAGACAUUUGCAGCUAGAAUAGUCAUUUACCACAUUAGCAAUGUAUAGAGUGUAUUUCUUUAAAGUUAAGACUAGCUUAAAGUUAUCUUCAUUGAAAAGUACAGUGCUUUUCCUUAAAAAAUAAGGACAUUUCAAUGUGACCCCAAACUUUUGAACGGUAGUGUAUAUAUAUUAGUGGUGUAACGGUACGUUUAUUUGUAUUGAACCAUUUCGGAACGGGGGUUCUGGUUCGGUUCGGAGGUGUACCGAACAAGUUUCCACACGGACAUAUUAAGUAGCGUAACGCACGUUGUGUAAACAAUGCACACCGAGGCACAACACACGGCACGCUAGCAGCUAACGGGCUACGAUAGACUGACCAUACGUCCUCUUUUCACCGGACAUGUCCUCUUUUGCGGAGCUGUCAGGGCGGAGUUUCUUAAAUGCCUCAAAUGUCCGGCAUUUUGAGUUAGGGUUGCGUGUAUUUUCAAUGUAUGUUCAGGGUUAAGAAGGGGUUAAAAACAAAACAAAUUGUGCGCGCAUGCGUCGCCAGGCUCUGCUUUUUAUCCAUGGAUUUAUCAGAUUUAAUUUUUUAUUAUCUAUAGCAGGGUUGUCAAAAGUGUGCGGCCCACAGCUAAUGUUUUAAAGGCCGACGACACAUUCUAAAAAUACUAUUAAAAUAAACAAAAACAUAACAAAAGUGAAAUAAAAAAGCUUAAAGGUUAAAUGUAAUUUAGAAAAAGUUGCAAUGUUGACUAAUAAAACAAAGCUGUUUUUUUCUCUCUUUCAAACUGUCAUUGCUCAAAACAUAAUAUUGAAUCAAAAUCAAUGUUAUUAUGAAUUAUUGACUUAUCCAAGGUUCCCAUUACUUCACGCCAAACAUUCCACUAAGAAAAAUAUUUUUGGUGGAAGAUUUAUUAAAUUUGGUAAAUAAAUAACCCCAAAAUGUAUAUUUUGUUGUUUUCUUACUGUACCGAAAAUGAACCGAACCGUAACCUCUAAACCGAGGUACGUACCGAACCGAAAUUUUUGUGUACCUUUACACCCCUAAUAUGUACACUACCGUUCAAAAGUUUGGGGUCACCCAAACAAUUUUGUGGAAUAGCCUUCAUUUCUAAGAACAAGAAUAGACUGUCGAGUUUCAGAUGAAAGUUCUCUUUUUCUGGCCAUUUUGAGCGUUUAAUUGACCCCACAAAUGUGAUGCUCCAGAAACUCAAUCUGCUCAAAGGAAGGUCCGUUUUGUAGCUUCUGUAACGAGCUAAACUGUUUUCAGAUGUGUGAACAUGAUCGCACAAGGGUUUUCUAAUCAUCCAUUAGCCUUCUGAGCCAAUGAGCAAACACAUUGUACCAUUAGAACACUGGAGUGAUAGUUGCUGGAAAUGGGCCUCUAUACACCUAUGUAGAUAUUGCACCAAAAAGCAGACAUUUGCAGCUAGAAUAGUCAUUUACCACAUUAGCAAUGUAUAGAGUGUAUUUCUUUAAAGUUAAGACUAGUUUAAAGUUAUCUUCAUUGAAAAGUACAGUGCUUUUCCUUCAAAAAUAAGGACAUUUCGAUGUGACCCCAAACUUUUGAACGGUAGUGUACGUAUAUUUUAUUUAUAUUUAUAAAAUUCUGUGGAUUUUAUAAAUAUAAAUAAAAUCCCCUGAAGAGCAGGGAAACCUGCGAAACAGGCUUGUAGGGAUGAAAACCACAGAAAACUUGACUAUAUGUAUAUUU
Molecule: messenger RNA, 7704 nt
Organism: Entelurus aequoreus (snake pipefish)
Lineage: Eukaryota; Metazoa; Chordata; Actinopteri; Syngnathiformes; Syngnathidae
Gene: dgkh
Product: diacylglycerol kinase, eta
Exons: 31
Coding region: 146-4069 (1307 amino acids)
Biological process (GO): diacylglycerol metabolic process; lipid phosphorylation; intracellular signal transduction
Molecular function (GO): ATP-dependent diacylglycerol kinase activity; protein binding
Source: RefSeq, a predicted model, not a curated record